This is a messenger RNA of Penicillium maclennaniae, 924 nucleotides long. RefSeq lists its product as uncharacterized. The coding region runs from base 1 to 924 and encodes 307 amino acids. NCBI's taxonomy places the organism in Eukaryota, Fungi, Ascomycota, Eurotiomycetes, Eurotiales, Aspergillaceae. The record is from RefSeq and is a predicted model, not a curated record. The transcript has 4 exons.
AUGUUGAAAUCAUUUGCCUUGGCCUUGUUGGCGAGUCGUGUGGCCGCGGUCACACAAAUCCCCGACGAUGAGAUGAACUCUCUUCUUGACGCCGGUGCAGUGGAUCUCGCUGAUCGCUAUGCGCCGAUGUGGUUCUUCGGUCAGGCUAUGAACCAACCUCCUUGCUAUCCGACCUGGGCGUUUGGAGGAUCUCCUUCCACCCCGGACAUCUAUGAUAGCGCCCAUAUGACACCACCGGCAGCUCAAUGCGAGUACCCCGAUGUCGGGUGCAACUGCCGAAAUCCUAGCGUGGCUAUUGGAAACCCUGGUCCGGCCUUUCCUGUCUACUAUACUUUCCAGCGGUGCAGUGAUACCGAGGUGCGCGUCGUGUAUAAUCUUUUCUAUGAGAAGGAUGGUGCAACAGUCGCUGGACUGAUUGAGACGGGCCACAACUAUGACUGGGAGCGCGUUAUUAUCAUUCACUCGCGCGAUAAUAGCAACAUGUGGGCGCCCUCUCGAGCUCUGUUGUCCGCUCACAGUGGCUACAACGAUUUGGCCUGGGGCGAUAUUCAAAACACUUUGACUACGGAUGAGGUCAAUGCUGGGGAUGCAAAGAACCCCAAUGGAGUCCAGAAUCAAGACCACCCGAAAGUAUACGUGGCGUGGAGCAAGCACCCUAACUUUGAUACGAGAAACACUGGGUGGAAUGACCCGGCGAGUCAGAGUCUCGACGAUGCCUUUAGGAGCGAUGAUUGGUGGCAUUUUGUUGAAACUCAGAACUAUGUAUGUGAUGACCCCGUACGUAGACUUACGAUCAAAAUUGACGAGGCGCAGAUUCGAUCUGAUAACAGUACCGAGGCUGGCCGCGCUCUGGGAGCCGCUGAUUGGGGGAGUGCCACAAGUAACCCUCCUCUUGUUCAGUCGACAGUCUGCGAUGCACCGUAA